Messenger RNA from Bactrocera oleae (olive fruit fly), 2394 nucleotides. RefSeq lists its product as uncharacterized. Gene Ontology annotation, molecular function: protein-macromolecule adaptor activity. The record is from RefSeq and is a predicted model, not a curated record. Gene Ontology annotation, cellular component: membrane; endoplasmic reticulum. NCBI's taxonomy places the organism in Eukaryota, Metazoa, Arthropoda, Insecta, Diptera, Tephritidae.
AAAAUUGUUUAGCUUUAUUUUGUACAUAUUGUUUUUUUUUUUGUUUCAAUAUUUCCAUGUUAAAUUUGUUAUGAUUUGAAAUUCUUAUGAAAUGAUAUUUUUAUUUAAAUAUAAAGAAGCGUGUUUUGCGUUAAACUAGUCACUCAGUUUUUGAGACAUCGAUCCGCAUACAUCCUUUCCUCCUCCAAAAACUGCUCAUUUGUCGGAAUAGCUGAUAUCGGACCACUAUAACUCAUAGCUGCCAUACGAACUGAACGAUCAAUAUCAAGUUUUUGUAUGGAAAACUUUUUAUUUGACAAUAUAUCUUCACGAAAUUCGGCAUGCAUUGUUUUUCAAGACAACGCUAUAAUUUCCGAACAAAUUGCUUAGAUCGGAACACUAUAGGAUAUAGCUGCUUUACUAACUGAACGUUAAAAAAAAGAAAGGGAAUAUUUUUGUGAGGGGUAUUAUAGUUUCGGUGCAACCGAAAUUGACGUUUUUUCUAGUUUUAUAUUACAUAUUUCAUAUACUAUACCUUAAGAUAUAUAGCACUACUAAACUUAAUAAAAAACAUAUUGGUAAAAAUUUCAGCUAGAAAAUAUUAAGCCAACAAAAUUAAAUAACAUUUAGCAUUUAUAACCAAAGCUAGUCAAUUUUACGGUAUAUUGCAUAAAUUCUCAAGUAAUACCCAUAUUUUUAUAAACAACUCAGUGCGCAAGUCCAUCACAUGUGCCGGCACAAAAAAAAAUUUUAAGCAGCCAGCAAACAAUAAUCAGCCUGAGGCAUGGUACAUUGGCAUCUGUAGAGAAUGCAGUCAGACAGUCAAACUUUUCUCUUCGACGUAUAUAAACAAAUUGGGAGAGCGUGGAAAAGCCGGAAAAGCACAUAUGCAGAAUAUUAAUUGAAAAGAAAUACAAGCAAACAUUCAAAAAGUUAGCCUGGGAAACAUAUCUAAAAUUAACAUAAAAAUUAAAAAUAAAUGAGUUAAAGCAAACAAACUUACAUAUUUUAAAUGCACGCAUUAUUCGGCAAGUGCACUCACAGUUUGGUUUAGAAUACUUAUUAAGCUAAAAAGUGAAAAGAAGCAAAGGAAAGUCAAAGCAAAACUAUUUGGUUAAAUAAUUCUAUAUAAACCUAAUAGAAAUAUAUUACAUUGUGUUAAGGUAAAAAAAAAAUCGCCAAAACGCCGUACCAAACGAAAAUGGAGCGCAAAUUGCUAUACGCCUUUCGGGGCUGGAUAGCAUUUGUCGCAUUUAUGGAUUUAGGAACAGCAUUUCGUAGUUAUAUAGAAAGGAGGAGCUUCCUUGGGGAUCAUACGGACACACAAUUUAUUGAAGGCGAUUAUACAAUAUCCCGCAUAAUUGGCAUGUAUUGCUUGCUAAAAGCGAUUGCAUUAGUUCAUUGCACGCUCUACAUUCACUACAGACCAGUUGUUAGCAUGGGUGGCUGCUCAUUGGCUUUAACCAUGGUUCUCUAUGCUUCUGAAGCUUUAUAUUUCCGUUCGAGUACAUUGAACUUUUAUGUGAUCUUCCCCUGCGUUCUAAAUUCAAUAACUUUAAUUGGACUCAUUUACAUACCGAGACGUUUACGCUUGUGGGAGCCCAGCUCAGAUAUGGAUGAUGAAAACUCGCAAUUACUAAAGCAAAUGACUGGUUUCAAACGACGCCGCACGAAAAAACAAAUAUAAAAUUUGGAAAAGUUCUAAAAAACAUAUAUAUUAGAGUGAUAUUUUCAUGAAUGCAAAACAAUUUGAAACACUUAAACGAAAUCUUUUUGAAUAUGAUUAUCAGAUAAAAACAAAAAGUAAAAACAUAUUAAAAAUUACAUUGCAGUAUUAGUUUGAAAAAAAAAAAACCAUACAUGGUUUUAAGAGCAGGAACUAUUCAAGAUUAAUUUAAAUGCAUGUAUAUUAAACACUUAAUAUUGUGUUGGCAAAACAUUUCAAUUCUAUAGUAUUUAAAAACUUGUAGAAGUAAGGACAGCAUAUGUAACUAAGUAAAAAUGAUCAAUUAAAUCCUAAACACUUAUUAUCAAAACUUCCCAAUAAGUAAAUAUAUAUUGUACAUUUAUAUAAAACUUGUACCAAGCACAUCGUCAAUUUAAACAUUAAUUAACAAUACACUUUAAUAUCACGAUACCUAUGAAAACACUUAUAUGAAACCGUAAUAAAUUCGGCAUAAAUAAAUUAUUAUCAAGCAUGCAAUAACAUAAAAAGGUAAUAGUCAGUUAUAUAGCCAUUUUAAAUAAAAACAUUUUUAAGAUGAUAAAGCAAUAAUAGAAUAAAUAUGUAGUUGUAGAUGCAAUAUUUUAUAAAAAUUAAAUGAUCAAUAAACACUGACCGUAUAAAUUUACUGUAAACCAUUUUAUGUUGUCUCCAUCUAAUAAUAAAUUUCUAAUACUCUAAUAUUAAAAGAA